AUGGCCCUGCGUUUGAAGCUCUCUUGCCGUAAUGGUUUUAUCGAAGCCGAAGUCGAAGACCCGGCCAAUUUGGAGGAAUCGAAGGCUGCGAGCAUCCUCCGCUCGCGAAGUGCUCCGUCGCUCUCCAAGCUCGCAUUGCAUGCCGAUGAUUCCGAUGAUUUCGAUGAUCCGAUUCGGCAUGAAAGAUCGGAUCGUGCCAAGGAAGGAUUGUAUGUGGCAGAACUCGAACAGAUCUGGGGGCAGGACCGACAGCAGGAAUCCUACGUGCAAGCUUUCGGCUGUAAAGCCGGAAAAUCGGGAAAGGAGAGGGGAUAUGAAGAGUGCCGGCAGGACAAGGAGUUCUUGAAGCAGAAGUUCGAGUCGUGGCAACACACGGGCCGGGCGCCACUGCCGGUGGUCCGCUGCUUGCUUCUUGGGCCAGGGCGAGCGGGCAAAACAACCACCCUAAGGCACUUGAAGCAAGAAAGCGAGCCCAGAACGAAGAAUGUCGUGCAGGACGCAGAGACAAUGCUUGGCCCAAGACGAAUAGAUGACGAUCUGCUCGCGGGGAUCGGCGAGCUGGCCGAUGAGACACAGCCCAUCCAACCCAAGCUUCAGUAUUGGGACUUUGCGGGCCAGGGCGACUAUGCUCAAAGCAAUCUCGUACAUUUUCAUGGCCGUGGCAUUUACCUCGUUUUCUGCGAUGUCAGCCAGCCCUUGGAAGAGGCUUGGCGGGAGCUGCAGUCUUGGCUCUGGCAUGUCGCCCAAUACGCCGUAGACGAGGGCGGCAGGGCUGAUGCAGCUCCGCCAAUCAUCUUGGUGGCGGCCAAAUGGGAAAGCAGGCAGCUGGACACGAAAGUGCUAGACGAGCGGCUGGAGCAAUUCUUGCAGCGCUUGCCCAAGUUGCGGCACCAGCUCCAACCUGGACCACGAGAGUUUCCUGCAUGUCGGUCCAAGUACCUUUGGCCCGUUGAGAACACUGCGUGCAAUGUUGAAAGGUACCUUGAGCCGCUCCGCAGGCAAAUCCAGGAACUGGCCCUUGAGCUGCUGCUGCCUCGGAGUCCACACCUCAGGGCCGACGAGAUGCCGCACGCCGGGCUGCAAUCGGAGCAAUUCCCGGUGGCCUGGCUGCGAGCCCACGACAUUCUCACCAGACUGGGAGACGGCAUGGAGGCCACCGUCCCAGAGACGCAGCUUCUCGCACUAGGCUCUUCCAGUCUAGACAGACGGCUGAAUAUCAAGCUCAUGUCCAGCGUGUUCAUGAAGACCCACAAAGGCGAGACUAUCGUUCUGCCUGAUGGGACGAACGUCCAAGUCGAAGUGCUCGGUAGGGACGACACCGGACAGUCUCUGCACGUGAUGGUUUUCUGUACCUCCCUUGAACUAUCGAAGGUGCUUGAGAUGUUUGCGGUAUUGCAACCAAGACCUAUUCUGCAAGAAGAGGCGAUUGAAGUCCUGAGUUGGCUUCACAGCUUUGGAAUUCUUGUCUGGUUCAAUGAGGAAGGUCUAAGGGAGCAUGUCCUUCUAGAUAUCCGGAGAGUUUCGGUGGCGAUGACUCGCGUUAUCAGUGUUUGCAUCUGGGCGGACAGAGGCCUCCAGCACUCUGCAGACUACCAAAACCAGCUGCGGGAUGCGAAGCUGUCCCAAACCGAGCUUCGCCGGUUAAGCACAGAAGGCCUGGCCACUCGGAAGCUGCUCAAGGAGUUAUGGAGAAACGAUUUCUCCCCACAAGAUCACGAUGCAAUGACAAGCAUCAUACUGAAGAUUAUGGUACAGAAGUCACUGAUCCUGAACCGCGGGUUCGUGGAUGAGUUCAUCGUUCCCUGCUGUCUGCCCUCCGCAACAGUGCCUGAAUCCCCCGACGAGGCUGCGGAAGUCAGGUACGUCGACUUAGACGGACUUAUUUCCCCUGCCAUGUUAUCCCAGAUUGCAGUACUGAUAUGCAAGAAAGAGAACACAACGCACGAGCUUUGCCCAGGGCCGCCACAAGUGUUCCGAAACCACGUGGAGUUCGCUUCCAAUGAAGCAAUCACUACGAUCGCUUUGUCACCAUCUUUAAGCUUUCAACUGCUCCGCAUUCGGGUGAAGCUGCGACCCUCGGAGGAUCCCCCCCAAGGGGAAGCGGAAGCAGAGCAGCAGGCGCAGAGAAGGAGAGACGAGAUGGACCGGAUCAUCCACAGCCUUUUCGAGGUUGUGGGCAUUGCGCUGAAAUCGAGAGACCAACUCGUUUGGGAACGGGAGAACAUGAGGUUGGAUCCCGAGAUAUUCUUUGCCAAGUUCUCGUGCUUCAAGUCGCAUUGCAUGGUGUUUCCUUCAUGCCCCCGCUGCGAGCUGUCAGAUUCAUGCCUGCUGAAUGAGCGCUUUCUGCCCGAUCUCAGCCUGCUGCUGGCUAAAGUGGUGCAGAGCCUUUGCGUCCGUGGCGAUGUGCGACCGUCUGGCAGCUUUCGAUUCAUUGUCAUGAAAUUUCCUGGGGAUGUCGAUGUGGAGGAGUACGUUGUCGCCGGGCAGGCCGACCUGAGAGAAGCGCUGCGAAGCUUGGCGCAGUGGCUGCAAUGGGUCUGCAAGAAGUGCGAGCGGCAAGCAGAUGUCUACUGGGGAGAGCUAAAGGCUGGCACAGACCCUACCAACGAGGAAGUUCUCAAUUGGAGCAUCCCAGAGGUUCUCAAGGGCAGAAAACCAUGUGCACCCUCCGAUCAGCAACAAACGGAGGUCUGGCUAAAAGACGCGCUGGCCGAGGGCAACAAGUCCCGAACAGCCUUGAUCAGAAUCUUCGCAAGAGCCACACUGCUCAGAGACACGUCAUGCGCACCUAAACCUCGCUUCUUCGAGGUCACCAACGCGAUCCGAUUCGGCCACGUGCAGAACGGCAGAAUCCAGGCAGUGACCAGCGAGUACGAUUUUCUCACAGUCUUGGCCAUUUUGCUCUGGGAUUACUGUGGCAAGACUCCGAAGGCGAUGAAGUUUGUGAAACGCCUGUGGGAGCGGGCGGCCUUCUUGGCAAAGCGGAACAUCGCCGUCGAGGCUUGCCUCACGACCCUCAAGGCUCUGUUGCCGAUCUUCGGACACUGGGUGGCGGAGCUGGGUCAGAUCGCGGCGCAUGUGGAGACGCUGCAGAACAUGCUGAAAAGAGAGUUGGAGGAUGCAGUCCGCUCCGAUGUUGAAGCUUUGGGCCAAAGCCUGGAGGCCGUGAAGAAGAGGAUGCUCCAGGCCGAGGCGUGCGUGUGGACUUGGGAGCCCACUGCCAAAACCCAAGUUUUGGCAACGCUCGAAGACUUACCACGGGUAACCAAAGCUGACGGCAUGCUGGCGCAGACGCUCUCAAAGGCGGAAGAUCUCUUGGAGGCAUCCGUGGAACUGGUGUUAGUGAAUUGGCUGCGAAGCUUCCAGACACCGCUAGCGCGACCUCUGCAUGACGAGUGGACCUUUCCUUCAGACCACCUCCCGAUUGCCGCGAAGCUCGCCAUCAAGUGUCGCGAAAAGACAGCGAACAUCCGCUUGUGCUCUUGGAAACUUAUCCACAGGGUCAGCGGCUCUCUGUUCAGCGAGGCAGCCCGAGAGAUGCAGAUUCUCGACAAUGUGAAGAACAUGCUCUUGCACCCGACAUGCCCGAAGCAGCUUCUUUGCCUCCAGGGAUGCUGGCCCAAGCUGCUGGAGAAGAUUGAUGAGUGGCUUAGAGGGCAGGGCUCUUUCAGCAUGACGCCCGCACACAACGAACAUCGCGAAAGCAGUCAGAAGCAGGUAGUGAUUUACAGCACGGACGACCUGAUGCUGGAGUCAUAUGGACCACUAGCCCCAGACUUGGAGAAGGAUGCGACGGUGGCUCAGUUCGGGCUCAGAUCUGGGCUGGGCCAUCUUCGUGUCAUCCCCGCGCACCUGUCGUCUGAGCCUUUCGGCCCGGCACGGCGCACUCUGUGCCGCGGUCUGCAGAGUCUGCCAAGGCUUCAGGAGGAGCGAGGUGUCGAGGUCCCCGCGUUUCUGGUAGGCGACCUCAGCUUCACCGAGAAGGCCAUUGGGCCGUUGCUGAAGCACUAUGGAAACUUUCCGGACACUCGCUUCGUUCCGAUUCCGUAUCCGACCACCAUCUGUGAGGGCUCCCUGGUUCCGAUGCGAACCGACUGCAUCGCGCUGCUGUCGCCGAAGGAGCUCCUUCAGGCUGAGCCACUGGAGGGGAAGGAUGUGCUCGCCGGGUUGCCGCAGCACCUGGAGCUGCUACGCACUAGGUCGCUGGGGCUGGCGGGCAUCGACGAGCAUGUGUUCUCGAGGAUUGCCGCUGCCGACGGAUCACCGCAGAUGAGCUAG
This is a messenger RNA of Symbiodinium sp. CCMP2592, 4278 nucleotides long. NCBI's taxonomy places the organism in Eukaryota, Dinophyceae, Suessiales, Symbiodiniaceae. The record is from the annotation of a GenBank genome assembly.